Oryzias latipes (Japanese medaka) is the source of this 6074-nucleotide messenger RNA. RefSeq names its product hypermethylated in cancer 1 (gene hic1). Gene Ontology annotation, biological process: regulation of transcription by RNA polymerase II. Gene Ontology annotation, molecular function: protein binding; DNA-binding transcription factor activity, RNA polymerase II-specific. NCBI's taxonomy places the organism in Eukaryota, Metazoa, Chordata, Actinopteri, Beloniformes, Adrianichthyidae. The record is from RefSeq and is a predicted model, not a curated record. Gene Ontology annotation, cellular component: nucleus.
GACAUCACACGGGGCGCUAAAACACUUAAGGCUCAUAGAGGCUCCAUUAUCAUCUCCGUGCGCCUUGUUGCUCAGACUCAAAAAAUAGCAAACGGAAUUAGAAGUAGGAGAAGAAAAAACAAGAGAGGAAAAUGAUGCUGCCCUAAGCACGUAUUUUUUUCUUUUUUUGGAAAGGAUGAGAAAGAGUGGAGAGGAGGGGCAUUAAGGGAGACAGAGGGAGGAAAAGUGGGUGGGAGGACGUACCCAAGGAGCGAGAAGAAAUUCAUAUCAAUUAAUAAUCAUAAAAAAAGAGCUGGCAGACGCGCUCGGAAAACUGGCAUGGUUUUUGGGAGGCUGGCAGUUCAGCGCUGAAGCGUCAGAUAUGACUCCUGGUGACUGCUGAGAUGAUCAUUAAGGGAGACUUAGAUCGGAUGGCAGAAGACAUCGGGUAUGCAGGUGGCGGACUGAAGACAAUGCUGGAUGCCAUGGACGUUCCAAGUCAUUCUAGGGAUCUCCUCCUGCAGCUUAAUAGCCAGCGUACCAAAGGCUUCCUGUGUGAUGUCAUCAUCGUGGUGCAGAAUGCCCUUUUCAGAGCUCACAAGAACAUUCUGGCUGCCAGCAGCCUCUACUUGAAGUCUUUGGUGGUUCAUGAUAACCUCAUCAACUUAGACCAUGAGAUGGUCAGUCCAGGGGUUUUCAGGGUCAUUCUGGACUAUAUCUAUACAGGACGUCUGAGUGAAGGAGACCCUACUUCCCCCACUGAACCAAAUCUAGGGGCUGUGCUGGCAGCAGCCAGUUACCUUCAACUGCUUGACUUAGUGGCCUUGUGCAAAAAGAAGCUGAGAAGAAUUGGAAAGUACCCUCAACGACAAGCUCCUGCCUUUCUACCCUAUGCCAAAAUGGGGCCUAACAGCAUGGGCUUUGGGAGUAGAUACAGGGUUUCCACUCCUGUAAUUCAGUCCUGUCCACCUGGAGGACUUUUAAAUACACCCAGACCACAUUCACUAGAGGAUAUGGUUCCCCAUCGGCUAUCAGUUCACACUGGGGAAAUAUACGCUCCAACCUCCAACCAGGGCUCUCAGGUGUUCCCUCCACUACCAGCAGCUCUACCUGCCCCGCAGGGACGCUCAGCUCAUGAGAGGAACUGCUCCCCUAGCUUCGGCCUUGACCUUUCUAAGAAAAGCCCCACCACCCAGUCUCAGUUCACACCCUCUCAAACCCGUCUGGCAAACAGUCACAAUGAAGAGGAACGAGAUGGAACUCAAAGUGGACGCACAAGUCCAAUGCUGAGUAUGAAUGGGAGAGCAUUUGGACCAGAAAAACCUGAGGUUUCCCACCAGACAGGGACCCGUAGCCCCCCAGCUUUCCCACAUCUCAACCAGCCUCUUGGUCCCCACCUCCCUCACCUGCACCGUUCCGGUUCACAGGGGACAGACCGCUACCCGUGCCCUCCAAGUCCUGAAACUCCUACAGAAGGUGGAGAGGCUGGCAGAGAAACGGGCAACAUCUACCGCUGGGUGAAACAUGAGCCACUGCCGUAUCCAGCUGAGGACGAGGAUGAGGACGAGGAUGAAGAAGAAGGGGGUGAAAAUGGAGAGCAGCAUCACAACCACCACAAGGCCGGGGAGGAGAGUGAAGGAGGGGAUGACAAGAGCGGAUCCGGCACAGAGGAGACAGGCAGUAGCGAGGGUCGUCCGUCGCCUUCUGGACCAAUGGGGAGGUUCCACAUGCCGUAUGAGCCUGAGAGCUUUGGGGACAACGUGUACGUGUGCAUACCCUGUGACAAAGGCUUUCCGAGCUCAGAGCAGCUCAACGCUCACGUAGAGACGCACACAGAAGAGGAGCUAUACGGUAACCCCGGAGGAGAGAUGGUAAACAACAACAAUAUCACCAAAAACAUGAGUGAUAACACAAAUGGCUAUGAGAGCCUCAACAGCACUCUGAACAGUCUGUCUCCCCUGGAGAACAAGUCCACCCAUGGCCUGAAUUCAGGCGGAAUCGCUGAACUGAUACGACCUUACCGCUGUUCCACCUGUGAAAAGUCCUAUAAAGAUCCAGCCACUUUGCGGCAGCACGAGAAGACCCACUGGCUGACACGGCCUUAUCCCUGCAGCAUUUGCGGUAAGAAGUUCACGCAGCGGGGCACCAUGACGCGCCACAUGCGCAGCCACCUGGGCCUUAAACCUUUUGCCUGUGACUCGUGUGGCAUGCGCUUCACACGCCAGUAUCGCCUCACCGAGCACAUGCGAAUCCACUCUGGGGAGAAGCCCUAUGAAUGUCAGGUGUGUGGGGGAAAGUUUGCCCAGCAACGCAACCUCAUAAGCCACAUGAAGAUGCACAGCAAUGGAGGCACUGGGGGGGGGCUGACCACAGAUGGAAAACUGAAGCUGGACUUUUCCGAGGGCAUCUAUCCCCUGAGUAAAUAUGCAGCGGAACACCUGGGGCUGAAGCAGGAGAAGGCUAGUGAGCUUCUCAUUCAAGCGCAGCAGCAAUUGGUGGCGGAUGCCAAGGCCAUAGAGAGCCUCUACCCACUUUCCAAACUUGCCUCUGAGCAUCUUGGCCUUACCCAUGACAAAAUGGAUGUCCUGGGUCAACCACUGCCCCCUCCUCUACAAGCCCUCUCUGAAGGCCGCACCAUUGACCGCUACUCACCCAGCUAAGACAUAAUAUGACAUUUUAACAUGGGUCUGUGUGCACACGCAAUUUACAGUAUUCUAAAGCCUUUAACCUCAACUCAGUUAUCUAUCUCGUCUGCACCUCGGACUCGGGCCACAUGGAACUGGUCUGCUUAUGCACACAUACACACCAAAAAAACUGAGACUUUAAGUGCCUUUCUAUGCAUCUAAUGUAUCUAAAAUCCUCCUUUAUAAAGGAGCUUUGAGCUUUUAUGUGACCAAGGGGACACUCACUUAAAGAACUUCAGUAUUUAUGUACAGCAUUAUGCAAAGAAACAGUUUUUUUUUUAAUUCCACCUUUGAGCCAAAGUGACAAUUUGAAAACCAAAAUGAAAUUGUUUUAUUUAUUUUUAUAUUGUGAUGAAAUCCAAAGAAAACAUGUUGCAAGGAAAUGUUGCAAUCUGACCCUAAACCUGUGUACUACUCAUUUUUGUACAAGAUAAAGGAAAGCAUGGAUGGACAAAAAUACUGGGUUGUCCAGACCUAAGCAGAACUUUUCUUUACGAGUAUAGAAAAUACUCAUCUGAACUUUAAAGUAAUGGGAGUAUUAUUAUUAUUAUUUUUUAUUUUAUUGUAUUUCAUUUUUUGGGGUACUGGACGAUUAACGAGUCUUGCUCUUUAGCAUCCCCCCUAUUUAUAUGAAUUGAUUACAUGAUAAAGCAGUUGCCUGAGUAUUUUAGUCUCCAGCCUUACUUUCCCCACAUAAAGUGUCUCAAUCCCCUGUAAAGGUAUGCAUGGACAUCUUUUUCAUAAUUUGUCACGAUAAUGUUAGCUAAAUUGGCUUCACGCUCAGCAUGCAGCAGUUCUUGAGCUAAAACCUCCUGCAGCGGCAAAACGAAUGUUCCGAUGCUGCAAGCACAGCCCGGUGAUCUAAUCGCACAUACCCAUUUGUUGACACACUAAUCCCUGAUCAUGAUGAGUGCAGAGUGAACCAUGGGUGUUGCCUCUGACACAGUUAUAUUACUGAUAUGGAUAGACCUGAGCAAAGAGUCAGAGGGCAGAGUAAAUGACAAAGACAUUAACUGUCAGAAACACUUAAUCCAUUAAUAGCUGUGGUUUGGCAGUUUUCAGUGGUCCUGUUCCCGGCUACUAUUUAACCAAGAGAGAGCUGUGCUCAGCUUCUUGCCUCAGAGGCAUUCUGCAAGCUGGAGGGAUGUCCGCUGCACAAAUAGCAAGCCGGUUAUCUGUCAGCGAUAUGAACAUUAGAAGGAGUUUGCGAGUCUUCCCUGGAAGCCAGCGGGAAAACAGGACUCCCCCAGCUGCUGGGCUUCAGUAAUCUCUGUGAAAUCUCCCUUUUUCCUAGACAAUUCGCACUGCUCGCCGACAUGAUGUCCCAUUUCAUGCCUGCCAACUCACUCCUCUGAUCCAUUUUUUAAAUGUUUUUUUUUUACAAAUAUCUCCUGGCCUUGCUCUGCUCCAGAAUGGCAUCAGAUGAGGGAAAAAGAGAUUUUUCUUGAUUAGCGGACCAGCAGUUUCUUCAACUUGAAAACAAAAGAGCACUUAACCAACCGCUGCUGGCGAGAUGCAGAUCUGCAAGUCAAUAAUUCAAAGAAGAUGUUGGCUUUUUCUUCUUUUUUCCAUAUUUGCUAGUCCUUAAUUUUGAUCAGACAUGUCUGACCACUAUAGUGCCACUAUAUGUCAACCUCCGUGGGUGAAUGUGAAGACAAAAGCCAUAAAUACACUGUGAUCGACGUUGUGAAUCUAACACGCUCAGAAAAUCAGAAAAAGUGCCUGACUUUUGCAUCUGAAACAUGUGUCUAAAAAUUUAAGGGCUUCCUUCCUGUAGCAUAUGAUCAUAUCAGAACAUUUCUUGUCACUUUCUUUAAUCGACUUUGUUUUCAUCUGAACUGAAAGCAGCACAAGUGAAACUGGUGCUUUUACCUCAGGACUGAACCCACCACGGGGAUCUUAAGCUUUUGUACAUUUUUACUUAGAACUAUCAACACGCCAACAUGCACACACCCACAUGCACACCUUUUUUUGGUUGUACUUUGAUGUGAACAGGGCAGUUGCUCUGUGUUAAACCUGUGUAUUUUUCCUGUGUCUAAACAUAAUUUUAUGUGGGAUUACUUGUGAUAUUAACAUUUUAUUUUCAUUAAACGGUGAAAAUUGCAUUUCGUUGUUCCUGAAAAGGCUUUUCUUGACAAAUCAAGUUAAAAAAAAAGGUCUAAAUAUUUUUUGUAGUCAUUUCUUUUCACAAUAGUUUGCAGGAUGGCUCUUGAGUUGGGUUUUAACCACAUACACAGCAAUAUGGAGGGGAUGUGUUGUGUACUGACACAUUAUUAGCACUUCCUUGAAACAGACAAGCGGUAGCAUGAAACCAUGAAAACUGGCCUCAAAAAAAAAAAGAAAAAAAAAAGAAAACUGGCCUCAUAUUCUUAGGCCCCGUUUAUCCAGAAGUGAGUGAACUCUUGACAAAAACCAGACAGAGGUCACACAUGCACACAGGCACACAGGAAGCAGGCUUGUUUAGCUUGAUGCUUUAAGUUUGGGGAGUCUGUCAUCAAGGCAAAAAAAGGAAAACGCUCUCAGAAAGAAAAGUGUGAAAGAAAAUGUGAUUAUAGGAGCUUUGCCAAUUACUAUGUGCAUUGAUGUAAAAAUAAAUAUGAGUCGUGGGAAUUUGAUUUUUAGUUUUCCCAGUUUAAAUACAAAUGUGUUCAUUACGUUUUCUUGCCAGCACCACUAAAACAACACAGAUUUUACAGCCACUUGAGAUCUGUACAGCAGGAAGAAGGGCGAUAAAGCUUGAACAUUUCUGCAGGAUAUGCACUGUUUGAAAUUUGCUAAAUCACAAUAAUGUGUGCAACAGUGGAGGAGGAGAGUUGAGGAUCUAUAGAAAGCUUCUUCUCAUCUGUUUGUGUGUCAUCUUUCUGUUUGAGUGCGUGAAGGACUGUUAAUGCAUGUCCUGGGAAUAGUAUUGGUGUGAAGGAGAAGAGCUGAGGCGCAGGAAGUGAACUUUUGGCUGAUGUGUCGUGCUGAGCAGGAUGUUGCCAUGUGUUUCUGCGCAGGAGCAGACACAGAGACAGGGAAUGGGGAGGGAGAGGAGCACGGAGAGCACAGCAGGGAGGACGAGAGCCAUUUUCUCAAAAUGAAGGCUUGUUCUUAUUUCUAAAACUCGCUAUUCAAACACAUGAGUGCACGGUAUCUCCUCUUUUCCUUCCCCUGAUUGCUCUUUGGGAAUACAUUUCAUGAGGAUGUGACACUGUGGGCUUUCAAAGCUGUGCAGUGAAUCGUUAAGAUUUAUGUGUACUGAUUUAAAGAUUCUUUAUGUUUCAUUUUAUUCCUUUUUUGUGGGUAUUCUAUGAUAUACAUUUUUAUUUUACUUAAUAUGUUCAUAUUUUGAACAUUUCUGAAAAUGGGGGCAUUGUUUAGCCCUGAAAAUAUAUGCAAAUCAUUAAUAAAAAAAUGAUAAUAUUUCUA